AUGGCACAAUUACCUCCCAAGAUUCCUAACAUGUCACCAAGUUGGCCAGAUUUUUCAACUCAUCAAAAAAACAUUAUGCCAACAUCCGUUUCAACCAACAACCUUGUCUUCAACAACAACGUUAACACAAACAGUUAUCAUCAGAAUCAAAACCCUUCAUGGGUGGACGAGUUUCUCGACUUCUCGUCCGCAAGGCGAGGAGCUCACCGUCGGUCUGUCAGCGACUCCGUUGCAUUCUUAGAAUCGCCAAUGUUCGAUGAUUGUCCCGGGAAAAAUGGUGAAAACAAUAUUAAUGAUGAUGACAACGAGUUCGACAAGUUUGAUGAUGAACAGUUUAUGUCCAUGUUCAACGAUGAAAUAUCUGGUGUACAUAAUAUGCCGCCGAUAUUGUCCUCGUCGAAUGCUUCGAGUCCUUCUGAUCAGAACUUUGUCAACAAUGAGAAUGAGAAUGAGAAUGAGAUGAUGAAUAAGGAAGAGAAGAAGGAAAGUGAUUUGAGAGAGAUGAAGAAAGAGGAAGAUGAUGAGAAGCAAUUGAAAAAUGAACCUGAGGAGGUUGAAAGUCAAUGCCAACAGGAAAAUUCACAGCCUCAAAAUAACAACAACAAUUCAUCUUCUUCUAAUGACAGAAUUACUGAUCCUAAGAGAGUCAAAAGAAUCUUGGCGAAUAGGCAAUCGGCGCAAAGAUCGCGAGUGAGGAAGCUGCAAUACAUAUCAGAGCUUGAGCGAAGUGUAACUUCAUUACAGGCCGAAGUUUCGGUGCUUUCUCCACGAGUUGCAUUUUUGGAUCAUCAACGUUUGCUUCUAAAUGUUGACAAUAGUGCUCUCAAGCAAAGAAUUGCAGCUCUUGCUCAAGACAAGAUUUUCAAAGAUGCUCAUCAAGAGGCACUGAAAAGGGAGAUAGAGAGAUUAAGACAAGUAUAUAACCAUCAAAAUCUCACAAAGAUGGAAAAUGCAACAGGUUCACCUUUACCAUCUCCAUCACAAAAGCCAUUAUGUGAUCCUCAGCCAGAAAAUGAACAACUUUUCAAUGGAAACACAUGUGCAGCAGUGGCAUCAAAAGAAAGGGUGGAAGAAACAGUUGUGUCUGCUUUAACUUAA
Molecule: messenger RNA, 1098 nt
Organism: Vicia faba (fava bean)
Lineage: Eukaryota; Viridiplantae; Streptophyta; Magnoliopsida; Fabales; Fabaceae
Source: the annotation of a GenBank genome assembly